Molecule: messenger RNA, 5043 nt
Organism: Solea senegalensis (Senegalese sole)
Lineage: Eukaryota; Metazoa; Chordata; Actinopteri; Pleuronectiformes; Soleidae
Gene: tnks1bp1
Product: tankyrase 1 binding protein 1
Exons: 10
Coding region: 300-4145 (1281 amino acids)
Source: RefSeq, a predicted model, not a curated record
AGCAGACCUGAGGCGGCGGGUACAGCAGAGGCGCAGAGGGAGUGUGCUCCUGUUGCCGCUGCCGCUGUUGCCGCUGCUGCUUCUCUGCGCUGGGUGGAGGAGUGGGAGCGGCCUCACGUCUUGUUGUGUGUGAAUGAGUUUGAAGAAGAAAAAGAGAGAGAGAGAAAGAGAGAGACUGUGUGACAGCAGCUCAGCAGUCGAGACCACCGCGGACAAACCCGGAGAAAGUGUUUUCUUUGGGAACUUCUUCCCGCUUCCUUCAACCUGUAUGACUGCGCGAGGACAACAGCAACUCAGUUAUGGAGCCCGCCACUGAGACUGGACACGCCUCAAACCCCAAGCCGCCUCUGGCCCCUAAACCCCGGCUCACUCCCAAGCCCUUCUCCCUGCAGAAGAACACCACCUUUCACUCCAUCCACGCUCCAAAGACGAUAGGCACAUCUUCAAAGCCAACAACAAACCAGACUGGAAAAUCUGUAGCCACUGGUGUGCCCAAACCAACUCCAACAGCUCGUGUUCAACAAACCACCACUGCUGAUUCCAAACCCAGCUCUGUGAGAAAGCCUGUCAAAGAUAAACUAAAGACUACCCAGGAAAGUAAAGCAAGUCCACAUGAAGUAGUUGUAGGCUCUAGUGGUGGAGCUCCAGGAAAAUCUGACCCUCCCUUAAAAACCACUCCACCUGAAGAGACACCCAAAUCCGUGUCAAUCCAGAAAGACGAUGUCACCCAAACAAACCACAAAGCAGCCACGGAUGAUUUGAUUUCCAACUGUGAACAGAAAGAUGGAAAAAAGAAAGAAGAUGAAACUCAGAGUUCUGUCACCCAAAAGCCAGAAGAACCAGGAAGUGAUAAUGGCUCUUCUACAACUGGUCCAACAUAUCAGUGGGGUGGCACCAGGAAGAGUCUGUCCACAGAGCUCACCUCGAUGUUUGAGUCAGGUGGUCCGGCCCUGCCGGUGCAGCCCAUUACCACCGUAUCUACAAACAAUACCAACGGUGAUUCAACCAAGUCUGUGUCCCCUAAUCCAGAGCAGAGCCAGACAACAACAGAGCCGUCAAACAGAGAGAGUGAUGUCACUGGUUAUGAAGAUGAUUAUAUCGGAGGAGGGAGCAUAAAACGCAGAAUCAGUCUUCUGUUCGACUCCUCAUCGAGGCCAGAGGUCAUGGCAAAAAAAGAGGAGCCAGAGAUUGUAACUAGUGAAGGAGGUGUGAAGGAGCGAAUAAAACACUGGGCAAUGGAAACUAGUUCUGAGGGUCCAAAGACUGAGAGGAAGCCUCAGGUUGCACCGCGAUCUCGCUCCAAGAGCUUUGAGCCUGUGCUUGCUCCAGCAGCAGAGAAAACAUCCAAAACGCCACAAGUGAAACUCCCUGCUACCGAAACAUCAUCCACGCACACUGUGGAUCCUCAUCCAAAGUCCUCACCUGAGCCCCCCCCAGAAUCCCCAAUGAAAACAUCCAAAGACUCUUCUCCCGAAAUUAUGUCUCUGUCCAAGAAGGAUGAGCCGACCAAACCAACCAAGGAUGAGGCUCGACUACGCAGUCGCAGCCUUCCUGCAACUCAGGCCGCUACAAAUGAGGGAGACUCAAGUAAAAGUGGCCAGCGCAGUCUAAGGAGAGACAAUGUCAAGCGCCGCUCGGUUCGUUUUGGUAUCGUGGAGAGAGAUGAUGGUGGGCCUCCACUGAUCCUGGGCUCAGCAUCUGAAUCUAGUUCAGAAGAAGAAGAAGAAGCUCCUGAUGAUAAAUCCGAGGAGGACACCCCUGUUUCUUUUCCCGUCUAUAGGCGAGCGGGAGAUCGUCAGAACAAGGAUGACGAGACCCAAAAGCUAGAAGAGGAACGACUGAAACAUCUGGAAUUUGAGCAAAGACGGAGAGCAGAGGAGCAAGAACAGGCAAGACUCAAGUUGGAGGAGGAGGAAGAGGUGCGAAAACGAGAGGAGGAAGAAAGAGAGAAGGAACAUCUUAGGCUUAGGGAAGAGGAAAAACAUAGAGAGGAGGAAAGGGAAAGAGAGAGGUUGGCAGAGGAGGAAAUGGAGAGACUCCGGAAAGAGGAAUGGGAGAGGGAAAGGUUGAAACUGGAGGAAAGUGAAAUGAGAAGACAAAGAGAGGAAGAGAUGGAGAGGGAAAGACAGUUGGAGCUGAUGUUGCAAAGACAGAGAGAAGAGGAACAAAAGAGGACAAGGCAGAGAGAGGAAAAACUCAAACAAGAGCAGAUUGAGAGAGAAAAAGAGAGACUGGAGGAGGAGAGGAGGAGAGAGGAGAGACUGAUGGUGGAAAGAGAAAGACAGAGGCUAAGAGAGGAAGAAGAGAGAUCUAUGAAUGAACACAAGGAACACAUAGAAAGGAGACUACGAGAGGAAGAAAUUAAUUCAGAAAAACUUAGAGAGGAUCAGGGUGGAAGAGAUUGGGUGAAACAGACGGAGAGUUUGAGAGCAGAAGAGGAAGAGAGGGAUAGAGAAAGGGAGUUUGAGAGAGUCAGGCAGAAAGAGGAAAGACUCAAAGAGGAGAUGGAGAAAGAAAGAUUAAGAGAGGAGGCUGAGGAACAGCAGAGGAGGAAGAAGGUUGAAGAGAUGAUGCGAGAAAGACUGAGACAGGAAGAGGAGCAAGAAAAAAAAAGAAGGGCGUAUGAGAGGGAAAUGCAGCAGGAAGAAGAGGAAGAGAGGGAGAGAUUGAGGCAAAUAGAAAAACAGAAAGAGGAGGAAAGGGUGAGACAUACGGAGAGAGAAAGGUUGUUGGAAGUGGAGAGAAAAAUGCAAGCGGAGCUGGAAAUACAGCGAGUAAAAGAACUGGAAGAAAAGCUAAGGAGGGAUCAAGAAAAAGAAAAGGAAAUUCUCGGGUUAAGCGACAGGGGACAAAAGAGUAAAUCAGAUGAGAGUAGUUUAAUCAGCUUUGACUCUGAAGACAUGCCUCAGACGUCCGAAACUCCACAUUCACCCUUUCCAAAGCUCAGCAAACCCACAGAGAAUCCAAACGAAGUCGUUUAUGAUGACUUCUCAGUCAAAAAGUCUCUGAUUGAGGUGGAUUUUGAUGACUUUUCAGUCAAACCAAAGAAAUGGGGCUCACAGGCUAAAGCUGAGACGCCUCCAGUCAUUGACAGCUGGGCGACCAGUCCUUGGGACGGAGGGAAGGUGGAUAUGCUGGUACCUCUGGAUGUAUCCCCUCAAGAAAACAGGGCACCACGGUAUGUGGCAGAACCAGAUGAUCCAGAGCCUACACGAGCUGUGGAGAGCCCCGAGGAAAGGCAAGAGGAUGAAGACGAGGAGGAGGAGAAGGAGGAUGUAGAGGAGGAGGAGGAGAAGCCAGAGGAGAAGACUGAGGAGCGUCAGCUUAUCUCUUUGGAGUACGAGGAGGCAGAGAACAAGGAAGACAUAGAGAUGGAGGAAGAGAUGGAUGAAGAAGAAGAAGAUGAUGACAACGACAAGCAGGAGACACGGGUUGACUAUCAUCAUUCAAACGGAGAAGACAGAGACGUGGACGCGUUGGUGGACAGUGAGCCAGAAGAGCAGACACCUGAACCUGACAGCCCACCUCUCAUCUAUGACCAAGUUCCCGAAGUCUCCCCUCGAGAUGUGUAUACAACUAAUUUCCACAGAGAGCCAGAGCUCGCUCCAUUCCCUGAGAGCUCCACUCCACUCCUCGACACCAGCGCGCAGAAAUCCAAGGCGACCUUGAGUAAGAGGCGGAGUCGAUCGCGUCCGUCUCGCUCACUCCGUGCAGGGUUUGCUCAGAGGGAAAUCUUGGACUGGAGGUCACGUGACUCCACAGAUGAAAAUGAAUCAUCUUCCAAGCAAAGAGAGUCCGAUUCUGAGGAGGAGCAGCCCAAAUCUAAGAUCAUCUAUCCUCCUUCUUCCUCCUCUCAAAGAGUCCCCAUAUUCCCUGGUCUGAGUCCAACAGCCCUGAUUGCUCAGCUAAAAAAGAGAACAGCCGGAGGAGGAGAGGAAACAGAAGACAAAGGAAGUCGCCUGGAGGAGACAGCACCAUCGCCCUCACUACUCUCCCGCUCGCCUCGCUCUGCCGCUCACCUUGCGGGGGCUGCACGGGUGCUGCCGCCCCUCGGUGGCACAGACGGAGGUGCCAGCUCUUCUCCUGCAUGGCUGAAAGAACUGAAGUCUAAAAAGCGCCUGGGUCAGCACGACAGUGAGCUUUAAGCACAGAAACAGGAGACACUGUGUCAUUUCCUUUCAGCAAGACGCCGUCCAUCUCAGCCGCUGCUGCUGCUGCUGCUGCUGCUGAUUGACAGCUGCUCUGCACUUUGAGUGCCUUAUUCUGGACAUUUACUGGUCAAUUCAGAGGGACAGACCGCUGAAUGUCACGGAAAACUUUACAUCUUGUAAAUGAAAGUAAUGGUGCCAAGUCUAUAAUGUGGUAAUACCAAGUCCAUGUUUUAUUGACUGUUGUACAGAGGUUCAGUGGAUGGAGGGGGGGUGCGCACCUCAAUAUAAUUUAGAGCAAAAAGCCAUAGACUGUGUUUUGUGGUGACAGGUUCUGAUUACACUAGUUCCUCCUGCAGCGUAAUGUACCAUCACACACAUCGACACUAGAUAGUGAAGAUUAAUAAUGGCUUGCACCUUGUGUGUGUUUAAUGGUAAAAUGUGUGAAACGUCUUUACAUUACUUUAUCAAUCACACGUGUAAACCUCCUUGCAAGCACUUUAAGGAACAGAACACGUUCAUGACAGGGUGAAGGGAUUUUCUUUGCUUUUUUUUGUAACAAUGUGAAUGCCUGACAUCUCUCUUUAAAGCUAGUUUCCACAAAGUGUAAAGAGACUUUUAUAUAUAUAGGAUAUACAUAUAUACAGUAUAUAUAUAUAUAUAUAUAUAUACAUAUAUGUGUGUGAAUGUUGGACAGAAUGUGUGGGAAGUAUAGGCUGUCACAGAUCAGGAAAGAGUGUUUUUUAAAAAAAAAAAAAAUUCUUUAUACUUUUGUGAGUGUGUUUUUAAUUCGGACGAUGGACUGUCGUCACUGCUGUAAUCAUUUAUGACCAACAUACUGUAUGAUAAGAGGAAAUUGAGGGAACUUUAUUAAAAGAAUUUCUAUGAAAUGCAA